Monomorium pharaonis (pharaoh ant) is the source of this 5812-nucleotide messenger RNA. RefSeq names its product ubiquitin carboxyl-terminal hydrolase 47 (gene Usp47). The coding region runs from base 224 to 4129 and encodes 1301 amino acids. The transcript is spliced from 18 exons. Gene Ontology annotation, cellular component: cytosol; nucleus. Gene Ontology annotation, molecular function: cysteine-type deubiquitinase activity; cysteine-type endopeptidase activity. The record is from RefSeq and is a predicted model, not a curated record. NCBI's taxonomy places the organism in Eukaryota, Metazoa, Arthropoda, Insecta, Hymenoptera, Formicidae. Gene Ontology annotation, biological process: protein deubiquitination.
CUCACCGUCCGACUCCGCGAGUGCGAGUGAGUGAGUGUGAGAGCGAGUGAUGCGCCGUCGUGCAGGAAAACAUGGCGUAAAGUGAGUGCGUUGCACAUGUGUCAGUGAUUUCGGAUAAGGGGUCAGUUCCUAAGUUCAUCAAGUUGGUUGGAUCAAUUGAGUAGAAGUAAGCUCUGUCUUAUAAAGCAUACAUUAUAAAUAGACCAUUAAAAAAGAAUAGAUCAUGGUUUGCAAAGCUGGUGAAAAGAAUCCAGUGAAAGUAUGUGAUGUUCAAUUUAAUAUGCCUUCCGAGGCUAAUCAUAAACUUUGCACUAGCAAAUUUUCCUUAUAUGUAACUACAUGCGUAAAAGAACUCUACAGCUAUGUUGAAGAAUAUUAUCACAUGCGACCAGACAGCUUUAAGUUGCUUCUAUUUACGCCACACCAAACGUACGAUUUAUCUAAUUCGAAAGACAAAACGAUGGAACAGAUUGGAGUGGAUUUCUCAGUUGAUCCGAGUCUACCUGAAACGAAAAAUACUCUAUAUGUCGUUGAUCCAGCAGAGCCCUUUGUUAUUGAUUUAAGAUCAUUGAAGAACCUGGAUUACAAUUUGCCAACGUUUAAUCUCACAGGUGCCUCACCGUCCCUUCAGCCAAGAUGGACUGAAGAAAAUGUUAGAGAAGACAUUAGGGAAGACGUUAGGGAUGGUAGAGAAGAAGUUAAUUUCAAAAGUUUUAUUAAAACUGAAACAAGCUACGUUGGUUUAGUCAAUCAAGCAAUGACUUGUUACUUGAACAGUCUUCUCCAAGCUUUAUACAUGACACCAGAAUUUCGUAAUGCACUAUACAAUUGGGAAUAUGUGGAUGGUUCAGAGAAGGAUGAAGCUCUAAGCAUACCAUAUCAAUUACAGAAAUUAUUUCUCAAUUUACAGACAUCUACAAGAUCUGCAGUAGAAACUACAUCUUUAACGAAAAGCUUUGGAUGGGAUUCUACCGAAGCAUGGCAACAGCAUGAUAUUCAAGAGCUUUGUAGAGUGAUGUUUGAUGCAUUGGAACAAAAAUUCAAAAAUACGGAACAAGCAGAUCUAAUCAAUAGACUUUAUGAAGGAAAAAUGAUCGAUUACGUUAAAUGUCUUGAGUGUGGGACAGAGAAAUCAAGAGAAGAUACAUUUCUUGAUAUCCCCUUACCUGUUAGACCAUUUGGAAGCAAUGUUGCAUAUAACAGUGUGGAAGAAGCAAUUAGAGCAUUUGUUCAAUAUGAAACAUUGGAAGGAGCUAAUCAGUAUCAUUGUGAAAAAUGCAAUAAAAAAUGUGAUGCACAUAAAGGAUUAAAGUUUACGAAAUUUCCAUAUCUAUUAACAUUACAUCUGAAACGGUUUGACUUCGAUUAUAAGACUUUCCACAGAAUCAAGCUUAACGAUAAAGUCACGUUCCCAGACAUAUUAAAUUUGAACUCUUUUAUCUCGUCCACGAGUCAAGAAUCUCCAAGUGGUGAAGAAGACAUUGGCUUAGGUAUCAAAUGCGAUGACAGUUCCACAACAGACAGUGGUACAUUAGAUGAUGAUUGUGCGCCGUGCGACAACAGCCUUUCCAACAGUAAUCAUUCAGCCAGUCAUGAUCAAGAUGAUGAUGAAGGUAUUGAUAUGAGCAACGGACCGUCGACAUCGAAUUGUACGACGCAUAAUCAUGAAAACGAAAAGAAUCGCGGUACUUAUAUGUUGGGAAAAGGCCCGUACAUGUAUGAAUUAUUUUCAAUUAUGAUUCAUAGCGGCAGUGCGAGCGGAGGUCAUUAUUAUGCCUAUAUAAAAGAUUUUAGGACUCAAGAAUGGUUAUGUUUUAAUGACCAAAGUGUAACUCAAAUAACUUACGACGAUAUCCAGAAAACAUAUGGCGGUGGACCUUCGAGGGCGUAUUAUAGCGGUGCAUAUAGCAGCAGUACGAAUGCUUAUAUGCUCAUGUAUAGGCAAAUUGAUCGUACUCGUAAUACUCUACCUAUGCAAACUCAAGAUUUUCCACGACAUAUUCAGGAGUUAUUGAAAAAAAUGAAGGAAAGUGAAGAUAAUGACAAAAAAAAUCGUGAAAAGCAAAUGUCUAUACCUAGAUUGAAAGUGUACUGUCAUCAUCCAGUAGAAGGAAAAUUGAUGAAUGUCAAAUUAUAUGUUAUGCCUGAUAUUACAUGGGCUGAAGCAACAGAGAAAGCAUAUAAGAAAUUUGGUCUUGAAAAUGUAGUGAGUCUGGAUCAAUGUCGUUUAGUUAGUUAUGAACAUAAUACUGAUUUAAUAGAAUGUAGUUACGAUGAUCGAGAGCAUGAACCUGUUGGGUAUAUAUGGCGUCUUUCACGUCGAUUUGAUUUAUUGUUAGAAAUUCGUCGCAAAGAUCAAAAGUUUGAGACGUAUUUACCAGGUGGAGUUGCAACCAAAGUAUUUGUCAUAGACGUAGCCCGAGAAGAAAUAAUUGAUGGUCCGAUCGAUAUCAGAGGUUUAUUGUCACAAAGUGUCAAAGAAUAUAAACAAACCGUAGGAAAAAUUGUUAAUAUGGAUCCUAAACAAAUGAAAGUAAUGUUACAAAAAUUUCCGGAAACCAGGCCAGUAGAAAAUGAUGAUAGUGAUCUUCAGACUGAAGGAUUUUAUAACGCGAAUAAAGUAUUCAUAUCAACGAUGUAUGAUAUAGAUAAUAAUAAACCUUUUCAAGAAUCAACGGUACACAGAAUAAUAGAGAGUUUUAGAUAUGUUUUCUUUUUACAUGUUCAGUUACCAGAUACCAGUAAAGAAACAUUGGAAGAAUUAAAUAUUCCAUUGUUAGAUGAUAAAUAUGAGGAAAACGAAAAGCCUGUUACUGGUCCAUCUAAACUUGGCUCUAUUGACUCAUAUUGGGACGCUAAAUACAGUGAAACAUUGAAAGGUACACGAGGUAACGAUGAUGUCACCACACGAAAUAUAAGUCCUCAGUUAGGGGAGGUUGAGGAAUGGAAUACUCCAGAACAGAGUAACAGUGAAGAUAGUAGCCUUAGCGAUAGUGAUAAGACGUUGGUUGGUGAUGCACCGGAUGAUAUCGAAAUUGAAGUAGAAUCGUGGCAGUACAAUCAUAGGCGAAACUUUAGAGAUAGGCGAAAAAAUAAAAUUUCAAGGCAAUUCGAAAUAGAAAAUUGGGAUGUUGAUGACGAGUCUGAUUAUUAUUUUAGAGCUACACCAUAUGCAGAUAGUACUCAACAAAAACUACUUAAAGUAUUAGUGGAUAAAAGAAUGAGAUUGAGCACUUUGAAGAAAGAUUUAGAACCAUUUGUAGGUGUACCUGUGGAGUAUUUUAAAGUUUUUCGUCAAUCAAAUUCUGGUGAAUCAGAAUGCAGUUGUUUGACAGAGCAGCUUAAUUCAUAUGAUGAUGGUGAGAGACUUAAUGUAAAACUCGGGCGAGCCUUGCGUAAUGGAGAAUUUAAAGUAAAAUUGUAUCAGCUACUGAUUAACUCUAUAGAGCCUUAUAAAUUCUUAUGUGAAUGGAUUGUCUCGAAAGAUAUGACGGUUGGGCAUGCGAAAAAAGAGAUAUUGGCAGAAAUAAAGAGAAAAUAUGAUGUAGAUAUACCAUAUGAAAAAUGCCGGCUUAGGAAAAAAUAUUGUAAGACAGCCUCGAAAGUAUUUCUGAAUGAACAGAAGUUUGAGGAUCUCCGAUUUCAUUCACAAUUUGAAAUGAUUGUUCAAGAGCUACCAGAUAAAGAGACGGUCACAGACACUAAUCAGAUUGUCCUGUUCGUCAGAAGGUGGCUGCCAGCAAAAUUGAUAUUGGGACAAUUUCAAGAAAUUGUCAUGGAUAAUAGAACCGUCGAAGAACUGAAAAAGAAACUUUCCUCAAUAUCAGAUAUUCCGGAAGAGCACAUAGAUAUAGCAAAGGGGAAAGGUAUUUUUCCAUGUGACAAUUCUGUGCUGCGGAUCCAAAAUGAGCACGAUUGGAACGAACAUCACGAUAGUUUAUCUUUUAAUUUUGAAGAUGGUGCCGUCUUCUUGUACAGGGACAAUAGGGAAAAACCAAAACAUUUAAAUCCUGAUGAGGUAAUGGAAAUCGCUCUUAAGGAAAAUUCACGCUUAACACCACUUUCUACUACUUCGAGUUACAGUCCACGUCGGGAGAGAGCACUUAAAAUAUAUUUGGAUACCGAAUGAUCGUCCAUAGAGAGAUAGCGUCAAUCUCCUAAAAAUGAGUUGCUAAAUAGACAGAUGUGUGAACACAAAACAUUUUUGCAUAAAAUAUUUGCGUAUUGGAUAUUUGCAAAAUCACAUUUUCUCAAUACAAUAUUUCCUCGAAUGCCAAAUGUUUUGUGUUCCAAUGAGUCUUCAGCAUUUCAAAGCUUCCGCGUUCCUAAAAGUUUAUGGUUUUUUCAAAACUAUUGAAUUUUUGAAAGUGUUUGAAUUCAUGAAUUGUUAUAUAGUAACAUAUAAUUCGGAAUCUCGGUAUUUACACCUGAUUUCGAGAUUUCUAGACUUCAUAUGAAGUGUAAAAUAUUUUCGAUAUCGCCUGGUCUGUUGAAUCAGUUUUCCAUCUAUAGAAUCAAACUAAGCAGCACAAUUAAUCAUAAAAAAAACUUAAUUAUACAGCGAUGAGAACAAAUGUUAUGAUUUAAUGAAAAUUAUCCUUUCACAUGCAUGACUUCUCAAUAAUUUGCGUGGCAACUUGUGUUCCUGUUACUCUACUAUUUUUGCGAAUCUGUUCGGUUUUCUCUAUUGAAUGUAGGGAAACUUUUAUAUAUCUAUUAAAAUGUAUUUAUAAAAUUAUAUAAAAUAACAGCUUUGUGCUUUUUUAUUGGAAUAUACUUAUCUGUUUAGUAUUAUAUACAAAAGUUAUUCUCGACAAUACUUUGUCACUUAUAUGCCACAAUGACGAUUAACUUGUAUUUUUCUAGUGUAUUAAACUUAUGAAUUUGCUACUGAAACUUUAAUAAGUUUUAUCAAUCAUUUUAAUCUAAAAUGUGUGUAUGUGUAUAUAUAUGGCAUUUUAACUUGACAAUUAUUUAAUAACUUAUGUUAUCACGUGUAUGUUUUAUUGUUUUCAAUUAACUGAUGUAAUUAAUAAUGCAUGAAUUCAAAAAUAAUGCCAGAAAAAAAUUAUUUUUCAGACAGAGAUCUUAAUAAAGAAAUGGAUAAUUUAUUACCAAGAAACCACGUUUUCCCAUUUCUCACUGUAUUAUUAAUAUACAUGAAACUCGAGCAAUUUUGUUGUUCAAUUUACAUUUGAUUAUCGCUUGUAUUUUAAGAUAUAUACAUAUCAUUACAUCAUCUUUGCAGUAACAUUAAAUAUUGAGAAUAACUUUUUAUAGGUUCAGAAAACGUGUAGGGAAAUGUUUUGGCUUGAAAGUGUGAAACAUUCAUUGCUUUAGCUGCUAAUAUUUAUUUGCUUGGAAACUGCUUUUUGUUGAUUUUUUUUUCUCAUAAAGAUGAAAGAUUGAUUGAAGUAGACCAAGUGAUAAUUUGAUAGUUCUAUUUGUUGCAUCUUAAUUUAUUUUGUUAUCCUCUAUUAACGUUUUAUUUAUAAUUUUGAAGUUAAGCUUCACACAUCGUCUGAUCAUUUUUAUAACCGUUGAACGAAGAAAAUGUCGAUGCUGAUAUUAUCUUUUAGCAAGGUAGAUACCAAUGAAGGCAGUGAGCUUUUGAUCUUUUUCUUGUGAAUGUUUUUUUGAAUGUGUUAAUUGUAAGAUCAUGGAAUACAUCUCUCUAGACAUGGAUAUACAGAUUGUAAUUUGAAACUCUUUAAUCAAUCGGCGAUCAAAGGUUAUUCUCUGUAUAAUACACUGAAGUUAUAAAACGAAUUAUAUUUAUAAUUAUUAACAAUGAAAAAUUGAAGUGUCUGAA